GAGUCCGCACAGUCGGCUCCGGAGCGCCGGUACCGACAGCGCGGUGCCCGCUGAGGCCAUCCCGGUUCCGGGAAGCGCCUGUUCAGUUUCCGGGUGAGGGGUGAACGGGCACCCGCCGCCGCCGCCAUGGCCGCGGGGCAGGAGGCCGCGCUGCCCCCCGGCCCGCCGCGCUGGAGGCCCGGCCCCGCCCGGCGCCCGGCCCCGCCGCCCGCCUGAGGCCGCCGAGGAGCCGCCGAGCUCGCUUCGCCAUGCGCCCCUGAAUCCCACUGCUGCCCACAGAGGCCAUGGAGAAGAGGUUGGAAGCCAAGUUCAGCAUUAGCGCCCAAUUUCUGUCACGACACUGCCUGGGAAAGCCUGUGAGGGAGCUGAGAAGUCUGCAGCUGUUCUACCUGUGCACUUGCCUGUGUGCCUUGUGCUCCUCAGCAGAUGCAAACUGGAACAGAUCUAAAUGCGAGCUGGGGAAGAUCCUGUUUGGUGGCCGUUUGAGAUCGUGGGAAGAUCACCAUUUACAGCUUCUGGAAGGAUUUCAUACUUUACAGUCCUGUCAGACUGCUUGCUGCCAGAGCCCCACCUGUGAUGCCUUUUGGUUCUUGGAAAAUAUGUGCAUCCAGGUGAACUGCACUAUGCCUGGCAUGUGUCAGGCAAACAGAACUGGCUUUUCUGACUCUGUUUUGGUGUUUUUAAAGAAAUCAAAAAGCACAGAGCACUUCUUAAAGUUUCAAACAGAAAGUGAUGUGAAGACCUCAUUUCACAAGUGGUUGGACUGGGGCAUCCCUGUCCAGGGGAAAAAAAGACUGCGGAGGUCAUUCCAGAAGUGGAGCUUGGCAGGUGACAGGGUGGAAGUCCUGAAAAGGGAUAUAGCAGCAAGCCCCAGCAGCGAGUCGGCAGCCAGAGCAUCAGAUAGCAAAUCUAGAAGUAGCCGAAGUGAAGCAGAGCGCUUGAAGGAUCAAGUACUGAGGCGCUUAGUGGCAGACAAGCCUGUUCCUGAAGGCCAUACAAAUCAAAAGAAAGAGUUGACGGCAAGUAGACAGAAUCCAAGAGAACAGGAAACCAAAAGCCCGUUCCCUCCUCAAAGCAAUAAUGUGAACAGAUCAAGUGAUGUAGACGGUGUUGGCUUGCCACAGAUCCACACAGGAACAUCUGCACCAGAACCAUCAGUGCUGGCUACGUUCUCCAGUCCUGUAGCACAAGGCUUGACAGCCCCCGGGAAGACCGAGACACUUGGGCAGCCAGAUGAUGCUUUGGUCCAUCCUCACUCCUCAGAGGUGUUGCGCACAGUCAGCCCCACGCCGGGGAAAAGCACAACGAAGAUGCAGACGCCUACUUCUGUGCCAAGUGGUGUUCCCACAAACAGCAGUGUUUCUACAGUCCAGACCAACACUGCUGCGUCACCAAGUACUACUGCCACCACACCAGUUAUGAAGGAGCUGGUCGUUUCCGCUGGAGACAGCGUCGAAGUGACCCUGCCAAAGAAUGAAGUUCAGCUGAAUGCGUUUGUGCUUCCUGAACCGCCACAUCGAACCACUUAUUCCUAUGAGUGGGAAUUGAUUACUCAUCCAAAAGACUACAGUGGAGAAAUGGAAGGGAAGCACUCCCAGACCCUAAAGUUAUCUAAGCUUACUGUUGGCCUGUACGAAUUCAAAGUUGUCGUUGAUGGAGAAAACGCACGUGGAGAGGGUUACGUGAAUGUAACAGUAAAUCCAAAGCCUCGGGUGAAUCAGCCUCCUGUUGCCAUCGUGUCCCCACAGUUCCAGGAGAUUUCACUACCGACCAUUUCAACUGUUAUUGAUGGCAGCCAAAGCACUGAUGAUGACAAAAUUGUCAGCUAUCACUGGGAAGAACUGAAGGGCCCCUUGCGGGAGGAAAAAGUCUCUAGCGAUACCGCCAUAUUGACGCUGACCAACCUGGUACCCGGGAAUUACACAUUCAGUCUAACAGUAGUGGACUCAGACGGUGCCAGCAAUUCCACCACUGCAAACUUGACUGUGAACAAAGCAGUGGAUUAUCCUCCAGUGGCAAAUGCGGGCCCAAACCAAGUGAUCACCCUGCCUCAGAACUCCAUCACCCUCUACGGGAAUCAGAGCACCGAUGAUCACAGCAUUGUCAGCUAUGAGUGGCUGCUCAGCCCAAACAGCAAAGGAAAGGUGAUGGAGAUGCAGGGGGUGAGGACGCCAGUCUUGCAGCUCUCUGCGAUGCAAGAAGGUGAUUACACUUACCAGCUAAUAGUGACUGAUUCUGCUGGGCACCAGUCCACUGCAGAGGUCACUGUGAUAGUCCAGCCAGAGAACAAUAAGCCCCCAAAGGCAGAUGCUGGUCCAGAUAAAGAAUUAACUCUUCCCGUGGACAGCACCACUCUGGAUGGCAGCAAGAGCUCAGAUGACCAGAAGAUCAUCUCCUUUCUUUGGGAGAAAACACGGGGCCCAGAUGGUGUCAAGCUGGAGAAUGCCAACAGCAGCAUUGCCACUGUAACAGGCCUUCAGGUUGGGACAUACGAGUUUACUCUGACAGUUAAAGACGAGAGGAACUUGCAGAGCCAAAGCUCAGUCAACGUCAUUGUCAAAGAAGAGAUAAACAAGCCACCAGUUGCAAAGAUUGCGAGUAAUGUUGUCAUCACCUUGCCCACAAAUACAGCUGAGUUGGACGGAUCAAAGUCCUCUGAUGAUAAGGGAAUUGUCAGCUACUUGUGGACCCGGGAUGAGGGGAGCCCUGCAGCUGGGGAAGUCUUAAAUAAUUCAGACCAUCAUCCUGUCCUUCUCCUGUCCAAUCUGGUAGAAGGAACCUAUACAUUCCACCUCAGAGUAACAGAUGCCAAAGGAGAGAGUGACGUGGAACGGACCACAGUGGAAGUCAAACCUGAUCCUAGGAAAAAUAACCUUGUGGAGAUAAUUCUGGAUGUUAACGUCAGCCAGCUGACUGAGAGGCAGAAGGGCAUGUUCAUCCGACAAAUAGGUGUUCUGCUGGGGGUCCUCGACUCGGACAUCACUGUGCAGAAGAUCCAGCCGUACACCGAACAAAGCACGAAGAUGGUGUUUUUUGUACAAAACCAGCCACCCCAUCAGAUAUUCAAAGGACGAGAUGUAGCCUGGACGCUAAAAAACGAACUACGGAAACAACAGUCGGACUUCCUCAUCUUCAGGGCAUUAGAAAUUAACACAGUCACGUGUCAGCUGAACUGCUCUGAGCAUGGACGCUGUGACUCCUUCACCAAGCGUUGCGUCUGUGACCCCUUCUGGAUGGAGAAUUUUAUCAGGGUGCAGAUGGGGGACGGCGAAAGCAACUGUGAGUGGAGUGUGCUGUAUGUGAUCAUUGCAUCUUUCGUCAUUGUGGUUGCCUUUGGAAUCUUAUCCUGGAUGGUGAUCUGCUGUUGCAAGAGACGAAAAGGAAAAUCCAAAAGAAAAAGCAAAUACAAGAUUUUGGAUGCAACGGAUCAAGAAAGCCUGGAGUUAAAACCAAAUCCCAAAGCAGGUGGCAGACAGAAAGCCCAGGUCCUCAACACUAGCCUGAUGCACUCAGAGUCUGAACUGGACAGCGAUGAAGCCAUCUUCACGUGGCCUGACCGUGAAAAAGGGAAGCUGCUCCGUAGCCAGAAUGGCUCCGUGCGCAAUGGACAAGUGACGCUCAAACCCAAGAACCAGAGGGAGGAAAUCCUAUAGCUCCCCCCCGGUGGCCUUUUGCUGGAGUUCAGUGGGAAAGGCCACUCCUGUCCCUACCCCACAAGGGCCUUUGGAGGCCAGUUUGAUUAGGACAACGCUGCUAACUCGUUUCACAGAAAAUAACUUUGUUUUUGUGGGUUUCUUUUCAUUUAGUUAAAACUGGUUGUACUUGAAUUUGAACUUCAAGUGAAAUCAAGGGGAGGAGAAGGCAACUGUGAACCCCAGGCAAAGCGUCAGAAAAGGGAGAGCUGGCAUCUGGAGAGCGGCAGGACAGAACCACUCGGAGCAACUGUGAAUGUGCAGGACGCUCCUAGCCCACCUCAGACUGCAGUGGAGGAAACGCCCAGGGACUUCAGCUCACUUGCCUUGGGAGCUCCUUGGAGAAGGAAGGUCAAGGCUGUGCUUUGGGCUGUGCUUUGAGCUUCCUUCAGGCUCCAGUAGCCUACCACGGGCUACUUUUGCUGUCGGACAGCUUUCUCCUCUUUUACUUCCCCUUUCCCUUAUGGUUUAAACACUGUUUUAAUUUAGACUUGUCCUUUCACAUGCACUUGGCUGCUUUUGGAGUGUAGAGGAGGGGGAAUCUAAACACUAUGGCCACACUCCAUCAGUUUGCAGGUAUGAGAGGGUUUUGUAGCUGUUUGAAAUUAUUGUCAGGCUUUUCUCUGGGAGUGUUGAUGACACGGUGCCUGCUCAGAUGUGAAAAGCUGACCCGUCUGACCCGUCUGUGGUCAUUGGCUGGGCUAGGAGACCCCCUCCUGCAGCAAGCUCCCCUGCUGGGUACCAAACCCAGGAGGGGGCACCACCUUUGCUACCUGUGUCUAAUGUCUGGCUUAAUUCCAAAGCUGUGAGAUGUUGUUCAGUGGCCCCAGCACCGUCUGGUCGCCAAACCGUCCGUGAGUCUGGACAUUAACCAUAUCUCAGUUAUGAAAUGCAAUAUACUGUGGGUUUGGGUUUUUUUUUUUUUCCUUAAAAUUUGCACAACCCAGGCAAGCAGGAGUUGAUAUCUUCAGUUCCCAGCAGCUGCCUGCUCCCUCUGGCUGGUGCUUGGUGGCUUCAUGUUAGGAUGGCUGAAGAGCCCUGCGUGCUCCUAACACAGUGCAAAGUACACGCUUGGUGUCCUUUAGCUGGUGGAAAAGGGAUCUCUCAGUACCCGAGGGCAUCGCGUGGUGAGCACCGGCAGCACGGGGCCGUGUGUCGCUGCUGCCUGGGCUCUGGAGGCAGGCGUGGGGUGGUCCUUUCCCAUACCCGCUCCUUUAUCUCACUGUGCUGCUUUCAUGAGUUGCACCCCUGCCCUCGGGCAGAAAUCAGCCUCUUGCUGGCAUGAAGGAUGCCGCUGCUCCUCUGUGGAUGGGUGGGCAGUUUAUUGCCUUUCUUUGUGUUUAAUUUAAAAACUGGAAACUUAUUUCCCUGGCUUUUUUUUUUAGCUAUGGAAGCCAAAAGGCUUUAACAUCCUCAGUUGUAUUUAUAUUGCUGCACUACUGAUUUGUGUUGAGCUAGAUGAAGAUUAAACACUGUUGAAUGUGAGGGAACGUUCCCUCGCUCAAUGUA
Messenger RNA from Phalacrocorax carbo (great cormorant), 5201 nucleotides. The record is from RefSeq and is a predicted model, not a curated record. Lineage: Eukaryota; Metazoa; Chordata; Aves; Suliformes; Phalacrocoracidae.